Molecule: messenger RNA, 913 nt
Organism: Penaeus vannamei (Pacific white shrimp)
Lineage: Eukaryota; Metazoa; Arthropoda; Malacostraca; Decapoda; Penaeidae
Source: RefSeq, a predicted model, not a curated record
AUGUGUGGAGUGCCCCAAGGGACAAGCAUCGGCCCAGUCAUCUCCGUUGCAGUCAUCAACAGUUUUCUGUUCAACUCCAAGUGUGAGGUGCUUGGCACCAGUUUCCUCAGAAGAGACGUGUCGACUCUCCAGAUCCACCUCUGCAUCAUACGAAAUUAUCAGGUUCGUCAUCAAUUCAAACCUGACUUUACUGACCAAAUUAUAACCCAGGCAACCAAACGACUGCCCGUGGUUUUCCGUGCAAGGUCCUCCGGUGCAAAGGAGAACCCUGUACCAACUGUACUGCCAAAGGUGUACGCGUGUCCGUCCGGCGUGACACUCCGCUCUCACCGCCGCACAGCGAGCCAGUCUAGAGCCAAAACGUCCCGGUCUUUCCGUAACAAUAACAACUCGGCGUCAAAAGCACGUUUCCUAAUCUGUGUCACCUUAUUGUCCUGCAAAUAUUAUCUCCGCACGCCCCAUUGGUACAUGAUAUGGGCUUUAUCUAGGUCUUCCUUUGGCACAGAGGGCUGUCUGUGGAGCAUGGCGGCUCCUCCACAGCUACGUGAUGUUAAUGUCAGAGUGGAGACGCAGGACAGCAAGAAGCCACAUUGUUUGGUGGACAUGACUGUUGUGAACAAUUCUGAAAAAGACCAGAUAGAGAACAUCAGCCUAGAGUUAAGCCCAGAAGCUAUCACCGCGGCUGUUGAAUCCCUGAGCAAAGUGCGAGCGCAGCUGGACUCCAUUGCCAAGAAAACUAAAGCUUAAGGUCCUCUUAUAGUAUGAAGAGGAAGGAAGAAGAAGAAAGCAAAAGGGGUGAAAGAGAAAAAAAAAGAAAUGUCAAUUUAGAAAUUCUUUUGUAAAACACUAGUUGAUUCAGAUGAUGUGACAGACAGCAGUAAAUCCAUGUGAGGACUCACGAGCGUAGACAAAG